This is a messenger RNA of Mercenaria mercenaria, 4616 nucleotides long. Its product is annotated as cyclin-dependent kinase 8-like. Gene Ontology annotation, molecular function: RNA polymerase II CTD heptapeptide repeat kinase activity; ATP binding; cyclin-dependent protein serine/threonine kinase activity. Gene Ontology annotation, biological process: protein phosphorylation. Gene Ontology annotation, cellular component: nucleus; mediator complex. The transcript has 13 exons. The coding region runs from base 69 to 1421 and encodes 450 amino acids. The record is from RefSeq and is a predicted model, not a curated record. Lineage: Eukaryota; Metazoa; Mollusca; Bivalvia; Venerida; Veneridae.
CUCAUGGUAAAAUGGCACUUGCAAAAAAUGCAAAAAAGUAAUUUUAGGUUUCCCUCAACUUAAGCAACAUGGACUACGAAUAUAAACAGAAAACUGCACAAGAAAGGAAAAAAGUUGAAGAUUUAUUUGAUUAUGAAGGUUGCAAAGUUGGCAGAGGAACCUACGGAAGUGUUUACAAGGCUAAAAGCAAGGAUAGUUCUGAUGGGAAAGAAUAUGCAUUGAAGCAAAUUGAAGGGACGGGAAUCUCAAUGUCUGCAUGCAGAGAAAUAGCUUUGCUGAGGGAGUUAAAGCAUCCAAAUGUAAUAAGUUUACAGAAAGUAUUCCUAUCUCACACAGACAGAAAAGUAUGGCUGCUGUUUGACUAUGCAGAACAUGAUCUAUGGCAUAUCAUAAAAUUUCAUAGAUCAGCGAAGGCAACAAAGAAACCUAUCAGUGUGCCAAAGAACAUGGUGAAAUCCUUAUUAUAUCAAAUAUUGGACGGUAUACACUACCUCCAUGCUAACUGGGUGCUACACAGAGAUCUGAAGCCAGCUAACAUCCUGGUGAUGGGAGAGGGACAGGAGCGAGGCAGAGUUAAAAUUGCUGACAUGGGUUUUGCACGGUUAUUCAAUGCUCCAUUGAAGCCUCUUGCUGACCUUGAUCCUGUGGUUGUAACAUUCUGGUACAGAGCUCCAGAACUUUUACUUGGUGCUAGACAUUAUACUAAAGCUAUUGAUAUAUGGGCUAUAGGUUGUAUAUUUGCGGAGUUGUUAACAUCAGAACCUAUAUUUCACUGUCGACAAGAAGACAUUAAAACCAGCAAUCCCUACCAUCACGACCAGCUAGAUAGAAUAUUUAAUGUUAUGGGUUUUCCACAAGAAAAAGAUUGGGAAGAUAUACGUAAAAUGCCAGAACACGGGACGUUAAUGAAAGAUUUUAAAAGAUCUAAUUAUGGUAAUUGUAAUCUUACAAAAUAUAUGGAGAAGCAUAAGAUAAAGCCGGAUAGUAAAGCAUUCCAUUUGCUACAGAAGUUGCUAACAAUGGACCCGACCAAAAGAAUAACCUCAGAGCAAGCAAUGAUGGAUCCAUAUUUUCUUGAAGAACCAAAACCUGCUACAGAUGUAUUUGAAACCUACCAAAUUCCAUAUCCAAAACGAGAGUUUCUGGCCGAUGAUGAAGAAGAUAAAGGUGCAUCAGGAGCAGCUAGUAAGCAACAGACUGGCAAUGAUGCAUCUUCUACACAUGGACAGCAACCCCCGGCAAAGCGGGUGAGAACUCUACCCCCGACGUCAUCUACCUCAAGCUCUAUGGUAACUACUGAGUAUCAGCAUCUCCACAACGUUCAGCAAGGUCAAGGUCAGGGCAGUCAGCAGAUGUCUUUCAACAACAACAAUCUCACACAGACCUCGUCAUCAUCCUCAGCAUUUCAACCGAGAUUUUAAUAACUUGUGUACAGAAAAACGUUAAACAGAAAACAGUAUGGAGCAAGAUCAGAUGUCCAAUCGACUUUGUCAUUAUUUUUAUGUACUGUUGAGAAAGUUUUACCAUAGGACAUCAUGGCAAUUCUUAUGGAGGGUAUUACUGGGUCAGGAAUAAAACAAGUCUGUAGCUAAUCCCAAUAUUGUUGUCAUCUAAAUUGUGCAGAGACUGAAUGCAGCUACAAGUAGACAGAGUUAAAGUUUAUAAAAAAGAUUAAUGAAAAGUGUAAUGCAGAUAUGGAGUUUUAGCCAAGACAUACACAUUUUCAGGAUGAUGGAUACAUGCAGACACAAAGAGAAACAGACUUUUCUGUAGAAAUGAAAUACCUCAUUGGAUUAGAGUGAAGAAUAUGAUGAUUAGAAUUUUAAAGACAUUCUAAUUUCUUAGUUGCAGAUAUACAUACCCCUUACAUGUAUCACUACAUUCAGGUGCUGUAUGAAAUGUCUAUGAAAGAGGGAGAUAUUAAAUUUGGAAAACUUGUUAGAUUAUCAACGAGGUAGCAUAUAUUACAUGGUUGUGUUAAUACAUUGGGUAAUUCAGGGUGUAUAUUAGUUACCAGCAACGUCAGUAUGAUAAAGUCAGUAUAUUACUGAUCGGUUAACUGUUUGAAAUAUCCCAGCAUAAUGUCAGUACAUAUAUAUUACCAAUCAGUCAUAUGUUUGAAAUACUCUAGCAUAUGUAAAAAUUGCUUAAUUGACUGUUAAGCUUUUUGUUAUAUUCUGGUAUCAAAAUACAUGAUUUUAGCAUGACUAUUUGAAAUUUUUCAAGUAGUAGAGCUUUCUUUGUGACCCAUUUUUCAGCAUCUGUGUCACAAGUUAUACACUAAAGCAGUUUUCUCUAAAACUACAACUGGUCAAACUUCAUACAUGUCUUUGGCAUCAUGAGUUGACCUUACAGGGCAAGUAACAUAACUCUGGCUUUUUUUUUUUGGUCAAAAUGCCCCAUUUUAACAUUUUGUGAAAGUUUUUCAUGUUAGCAGGUUUCUUCUCUAUAUGAAUCACUAAAUGGAUCUUCAUCAAACUUAAUCAGUAUCUUCCUUGGAUGAAUCUUUCUCAUAAUUGUUCAUAGAGUUCAGACUGACUGCACUAAGGGUCUACUAUAGAGAUAAAAAAUAGAAAAAAUGCUGUGAAUGGAUUAUUCUGAUGAUCAGUUGAUGGAUGUUCACCAAAUUGAAGGUCAAGGCUUUCCAUUUUCCCCAUGUGAGUGAUUUUUGUGUUUUCUUUUGGGACCAUGUAGUAAUCAUUUUCAUCAUAAAAUUACAUGAUUGUGAAAAAUGAAAAAAAUUGUCUGUGUUAAUUGAUAUAUAAAAGAUUACCAUUUGUACUCAUUUUUUUUCAAAAAGAAGAGUGGGUUAAUUCAGAUAAAUUCUGAUAUUGUAUAGGCAAGUGCCUUGUUUGGUUUUAUAUAUAUAUGUAAAGGUGGGAGAUCAACAGUUCAUCCUUUGUAGGAACAUGUAAUUUUAUCAGUUAUAUAUUUUGUGUACACUUUUCUUUACAUAGUACACCAUUUUAGUAAUUGCAUUACCUCCAUUUUGAUGUGUUGAUGAGAUAAUGUUGUACAGGGUGUUCCAUAAUUUUGAUACCUUUGUACUUUCACUAAACAAUCAGUGCUUCAGUAAAUAUUUCUUGGAAUGCAGGAUACCAACCCUCACUCAUUACAUUUAUGGGGCAAACUUGAAAAAAAAAGAUUGGUUCAUUUGCUCUGAUGACUAACAGCUAAAUUUGUUUAUCAGUUAUUUAUGACAAAGUGGCUCAGAAAUUUUCUAAGAGACAAAAGUGGCUGGAAGCCAUGUUAUUUUGAUAUUUAUUUUUACCUUAGUGGUUCAUAUGAUAAAACGUUUGUAAAGUACUUUACAUUGUCUGUCUGUCUGUCUCUCUGUCUCUCUGUCUCUCAACAAUUGUUACUCAUUUUGUGUGCCAGUUUUGUUCAAACUUAGAAGUGUUUAUUCCUUGAUCAUCAGGUGAAGUUUCAGAGAAUCCCUCUUGUCUGUACCAAGCUACUAGUUUAUUUUAGAUAAAUUUGGUUCUGACAUUGUCACAUAUUUGUAUAACAUAUUUUAUAGCAUCACCUGAGAGCAAAAGUGGUUAAACGCUUGAUAUAAAGACGCUGUUAGCCACUGUUUGCACAGAGAUGAUGAUACAUUUAAAAGCUACAUUGUAAACUGAAAAGCAUUGAAUAUAUAUUAUAACAUAUCAAGUGCUCUUUCAGUCACAACACUUGAACUUUACUAAAGAAUUUUAGAAUGGUAUUGAAUGUUGUGUAAUACCUUGUAUCAACAGAUAAAAGUGUUCAUUUUUCAGUAGACAUGUCUUUCAGUUCUGUAUGAAUAUUGUGUGCCAAGAUAUUGACUGUAAGAUUGUGUAAAAGCAUGUGCUGUUUCAUAAUUGAUCAAUUGUUGCAUGAAAAAUUGUUGUAUGGGAAGAUGAAAGUAAAUAAUGAAAUAAGUAAUGGAAAAAUUGUUGUAUGGCAAGAAUGGAAGUUAUUUUUUUAUAUUAUUGUCUUUCCUUAAACAAAACAAUGCUUUUGCUCUCAAUUAAAAUAUGUGUGUAGUUGUAGUAAUGCAAAUGAUGGGAUCAUGUUGAAAAUCGUGGUCUUUCAUUGGUUACCAUAAAAUGUCUACCAUACAGAAUAUUUCUGUGUUUUUGCAAUUGUAGUUAUAUAUACAGCCUAUUUUAAAUAUACUGAUAAUAAUUCAGUUCCAGAUACUGUAUCCUACACACGUAAAAUGGCAGUGGUGUGCCUUACAUGGUAACCCUGUACAGCACACCAUUGCUAUGUGUUCAUAUAAAAAAAUAGUGCUGAUAAUUAUGUACAAGGCAGUUUCCUUCUGCAGCACUAGUGUUCAUGUAAAAAUUUAGUGCUGAUAUGCACAAGGCAGUUUCCUUCUCCAACACUAGUGUUCAUGUAAAAAUAUAGUGCCAAUAUGUACAAGGCAGUUUCCUUCUCCAACACUAGUGUUCAUGUAAAAAUUUAGUGCUGAUAUGUACAAGGCAGUUUCCUUCUCCAACACUAGUGUUCAUGUAAAAAUAUAGUGCCGAUAUGUACAAGGCAGUUUCCUUCUCCAACACUAGUGUUCAUGUAAAAAUAUAGUGCUGAUAAUUAUGUACAAGGCAGUUUCCUUCUCCAACACUAGUGUUCAUGUAAAAAUAUAGUGCUGA